Messenger RNA from Drosophila takahashii, 1448 nucleotides. RefSeq names its product pachytene checkpoint 2 protein (gene pch2). Lineage: Eukaryota; Metazoa; Arthropoda; Insecta; Diptera; Drosophilidae. The record is from RefSeq and is a predicted model, not a curated record. Gene Ontology annotation, cellular component: nucleus; chromosome. Gene Ontology annotation, molecular function: ATP binding; ATP hydrolysis activity. Gene Ontology annotation, biological process: reciprocal meiotic recombination; meiotic recombination checkpoint signaling.
GAUUUUUACCCUGCCCCAAUUUGGUCACACUGCCCAAGCGUCACUUUUCAAUUUUCGAUUUCUUUGUUGCCGGAUUUUUUCAAAGCUUCUUCAGCUGCAAAAUGAGUUUUUUGAGCAAUAGCGGCACGGUUCAUGUGGAAGUUCUCCUGAAAACCACCGAUAUUCGUCUCAAUACCAUUCGCGCCGAAGUUGAGCCCAUUUUAAGCGAUUACUUGAAGUCGUUCAAAAAUUUGCCCAGAAAUGUGGCAUUCAAGCCGGGUAUUGAACUCGCCACUGUGAAAAGCAUCCUCCUGGAGCGCGACAAUGGCGAUGGAAAGGCGUGGCAGCCCAACGAGACCAAGUAUCGCUAUCAUUUCUACAUGACCCAGCGGGAGGAGCACAAUGCAGGACUCUUUCCGGCCAGAGGAAGUGGAGAUUCCGAUGAUCUCAGUAGCGUCGUGGAGGCGAAUCAUGUCCUCCUGCCCGCCGUUCAGUUUGUGGGCCUGUGGGAGAACCUCAUCUACGAGGUGGGACUGAAGGAGAAGCUCCUGAAGUUUGCCCUUUCCGCUCUGACCUUCUCCAAGCACAGCGUGAACAUGAAUGUGAUCGCCUGCAACCGGCUGCUGCUGCUCCAUGGACCACCGGGCACGGGCAAGACGAGCCUCUGCAAGGCUCUGGCCCAGAAGCUGGCCAUCCGCACCCAAGGCAGCUAUGCCUACACCCACCUGGUGGAGAUCAACAGCCACAGCCUGUUCUCCAAGUGGUUCUCCGAGAGCGGCAAGCUGGUGGCGCGCCUUUUCUCAAAGAUCGCCGAACUGGUGGCGGAUCGCAACAAUCUGGUUUGCGUGCUGAUCGACGAGGUGGAGUCGCUGGCCUACGCCAGGAGCUCCAUGUCCAGCAACGAGCCCAGGGAUGCCAUGCGCGUGGUGAACGCUGUGCUGACGCAGCUGGAUGACAUCAAGAACUGUCCCAAUGUCCUCGUCCUGGCCACCUCCAAUCUGGCCCAGAGCAUUGACCUGGCCUUCCUGGAUCGCGCCGACAUCCGGCUGUUUAUCGGUUACCCCGGCAUGUCGGCCAUUCGCAGCAUUUACAAGACCAUGCUGGCGGAGCUUAUGUCGGCGGGAGUUGUGCAGCGCGAGGCUCUGGAGGGCGAGGACGCCGAGGAGGGUCUACUGACCCAGUUGGCCGAGCGGAGCGUUGGCGUAAGUGGACGAACGCUGCGAAAGUUGCCUCUGCUGGCCCAUGCCCAGUACACCAGUAGCGCUGCCUUCGAGUUGGAUCAGAAAAUCAGUCUGGCGGACUUUCUGGACGCCAUGCUGGGCGCCUUGGAGCAGCACGUGGCCGAUCAGCGCCUGCUGAAGCUGGAGUCCAUGGAGGAGCUCUAAAUUUCCUACCUACUCUAAGUCCAUCGAAUGCGUUACUUUGUAAACUUCAAUUUUGCUGCUAUGAAAAACAAUCCCCAUUCUGUU